Closterium sp. Yama58-4 is the source of this 909-nucleotide messenger RNA. The record is from the annotation of a GenBank genome assembly. Lineage: Eukaryota; Viridiplantae; Streptophyta; Zygnematophyceae; Desmidiales; Closteriaceae.
AUGCACGGAUUUAGGUCCGGCUUCAGAUAUUUGGCGCGGGGCGUCCCUCUUACGCUCCCGCGCUUUUAUCAAGGCCCAGUUCGUCGGAGCCCGCAUCCUGCUGCAGUGAAGGCGCCCGCAAGGGGAGUAGCGAGGGCGUUCUUUUCUCGUAGCAAGGCAGGCAAUAUGGCGGAUGGAGCCGGCUCUGCGACAAGCCAGUCCAAGGUGGUGGUGGUGACGGGGGCCACCAAGGGGCUGGGGCGCGCGUUGGUGGUGGAGCUGGCAAAGCGCGGCCACAGGGUGGCGGGGUGUGGCAGGGAUGUGAAGCAGGUGGAAGUGGUGCAGCGAUUGCUGGAUAACACUCGCCCGCCUGCUGCUGCUGCUGCUUCUCCUGCCCAGCAUAUUAUGGUUGCGGUCGACGUUGCAUCAGAUGGUCAAGUCAAGGCAUUUGCUGAAAAUGUCAUCUCAACUAUGGGAGUGCCUGAUAUAGUAGUGAACUGUGCAGGGCUGAUCAACGCGAACAAGAGGUUGUGGGAGGUGCCAUGUGAGGAGGUGGAUCGGGUGUUGGACGUGAACAUCAAGGGCACUGUCAACGUCAUCCGUCACUUCGCCCCCUCCAUAGUGGACCGCCGCCAGGGGGUCUUUGUCAACUUCUCCUCUGGAUGGGGUCGCUCCGUUGCUGCGGAGGUGGGUCCCUACUGCGCAUCCAAGUGGGCGGUAGAAGGUCUGAGCAAGUCGUUGGCGCUGGAGCUGCCUGCUGGCUGUGUGUCUGUGGCUCUCAAUCCCGGAGUCAUCAACACCGCCAUGCUGCACUCCUGUUUCGGUUCCGCUGCUUCCAUGUACCAAACGCCUGAGGAAUGGGCCCCCCGGUGUGCUUCUCUCAUACUUGGCUUGAAGCCAUCGGACAAUGGUGCAUCCUUGACGGUUUGA